Molecule: messenger RNA, 874 nt
Organism: Acyrthosiphon pisum (pea aphid)
Lineage: Eukaryota; Metazoa; Arthropoda; Insecta; Hemiptera; Aphididae
Product: MPV17 mitochondrial membrane protein-like
Cellular component (GO): mitochondrion; cytoplasm; membrane
Source: RefSeq, marked provisional
AGUAUCCAAUUCGGUGCGAUCAUAUUAUGUAAAAAUUACUUUACAUUUUUAGACUAUUUAAAUGUAUAAUAGCUAAUAGUUAUAAUAGACUACUCUUAAUGUUUUUUAUUGUUUAAUAACCAAUUUUGAAAUAAUUCUAGAAAAAUAAAAUAAUAUUUAAAACAUGUCAAGAAUAAUAAGAGUAGUGAAGGAAACUUUUAGAAAAUAUCCAAUGAUAGCUAAUUCAACUGUCUAUGGUACAAUGUGUGUCGGAGCUGAAUUUUCACAACAAAUAUUGACCAAACGGAUUUUGAAUAAAACCGAACCACAAGAACCAAUUGACACAGAAGUGUUAGGACGAUAUGCCAUAGUGGGCACUUUAAUUAGUCCUAACAUUUUAUACUUUUGGUAUAAAUGGCUGGACAAAGCAUUUGUGGGUACUGCGCCAAAAAUUAUUGUUAAAAAAUUAUUAAUCGAUCAAUUUAUAAUGACUCCGCCAUUUUAUGUAGUAUUUUUCGUUACUAUGAGUCUCUUAGAGGGUAAAAAAAAUCUAUUUGAAGAAUGCAGACAGAAGUUCAUUCCUACAUUUAAAACUAGUUGUGUGUUUUGGUUGCCAGCACAAGCUAUUAAUUUCAUGUUGGUGCCACCGGCUGCCCGUGUAAUUUAUGUUGGAACGUGUUCAUUUGUAUGGAUAAAUAUGUUAUGCUGGAUCAAAAGACAUGAUUACAAUGCGAUUAAAGAAGAAUAAUUAAUUAAAUUGCACAAAAUCUGGUAGAAAAUAUUAAUCACCUAUCAGUUAUAUGUUAAUUUUAUUAGUUUUUAAGUUGCUAUAGUGUAAGACUGUUUUUUAUUGAUGAAAACAAUAGAAUGAAUAAAAUUAGACAUUAGAAUUUUA